AUGACCAACCCCAACCCCUAUAUCGUCUCCUACUUCAACACCAACGACGGCCGUCGCCAGAUGUCCACUUUCCCCGACUCAACCGCCAAAGAGUCGUUCAUCUCGUACCUGGAGUCAAUUGAUGCCGUGGUGUACGGUGAUUGGUACAAGCUGGUCACGGACUCUGCCGUCGAUGAUUCCAUCAGCAGGACUGCUGAUUUGGGCGGAACUACGUACAACUUGCCGCCUCCCGUAGUCCUCCUUCGACUCGGUUCUGCGACCAUGUUUGUACCCCGUACAGCUGUUUCAAGACCUCGAGCAGGUUUGGGACGGGCUCGGAAGCCAGCGAUGGGUUCGGCUGCAGUGGCAGCUAACAGGGGUGGAGGACAAUCGACCACUCCGAGUGGCGAUCAGGCAGCGAAGAGUCAGGACGAUUUCAGGAAGAUGUUAGGUUGAUGACGUGUUGUAGGAAGACGUUGAAUAUCGCAUUAUAUCUUCAUCUGGUCGCAGAACGGAAUCGAGGGAGGACCACGAGAGGUCAGACAGUUUUAUGCUACAUGUUCUGGUCGACGAAAGGACCGACCGGUGUAUAACUUAAAACUUUUGUUGCUUUUUUUUUCUUUGUCCUUGGGAGAAGGUCAAAGAGAGUUACAUU
Molecule: messenger RNA, 634 nt
Organism: Pisolithus orientalis
Lineage: Eukaryota; Fungi; Basidiomycota; Agaricomycetes; Boletales; Pisolithaceae
Exons: 2
Coding region: 1-435 (144 amino acids)
Source: RefSeq, a predicted model, not a curated record